Molecule: messenger RNA, 1401 nt
Organism: Coniophora puteana RWD-64-598 SS2
Lineage: Eukaryota; Fungi; Basidiomycota; Agaricomycetes; Boletales; Coniophoraceae
Exons: 3
Coding region: 1-1401 (466 amino acids)
Molecular function (GO): protein binding
Source: RefSeq, a predicted model, not a curated record
AUGUCGCUGAAAGCGAUACUCAACCUUCUUGAUGACAUCACGUCGGAGGUCGAGAGGUUCAACGAAGGCAAAUGGGAGAUACUCUCCGAAACCAAUCUGCCUGUUAUUCUAGAUCAAGAGAUCGUGGACGUUCGUCACAACUUGGCGAGGUUCUCAGACAUGAUUACCGACAUCGACACUAUCGUUGGAAGUCUCCUGGACUGCAGAUGGAAGCUCGAGAGUCAUAGAUUGGGGCACUCUAGGUCUAUCUCUGCGGUCAUUCGUCUCCCAGCUGAGAUUCUAUCAGACAUCUUCGUUCGAUCCACGGCUAUAGAGGUGGACUUCUCCCGGAGCAGGUCUCGAAUACCUCCUCUUCACGAGACAAUCUCACCCGGUCGCAGCGUCUCAGUCAGCCUAGCGCAGGUGUGUAGAAGAUGGAGGGAGAUUGCUUUGUCCACUCCUCAGAUUUGGAAUUUCAUCGCUCCCUUCGACAGACAUGAUGCACUUUGUGGUGGUACGCUGCCCCAUUUCGAUGAACUGGUGGCACGAUCAGGAUCUGCUCCCCUCCACCUAUUUUGCAAGCCUGGAGAGGCACAGCAGCUUAUCGAGCUCUUUGACGUUAUCUCUGUCAAUGGCCCGCGAUCUCGUACUAUCGGUCUUGUCAUUGAUGCAAACGAGCUCGAGAGUGACCAGUGGCUCGAUGACGACGUUGACAGCUGGAUCGCAAGCUUCCCCAACCUCCGCCGGUUGACGCUGAACCGCCUUGAUGAGUUUCCAACUCAAGUGGUUUCACGCAUUUAUCACCUCACCCAUCUUGACAUUCAAGGCGCGUACGCGACAGAGUUUGUCGAAGUCAUCGGGAUGCAUUGGGAGUAUCUUGAAUGCCUUGUCGUAAACGGCGGAAGUAUGGAAGGAAUCACGUGGAACAGCCUUUCUGCCCGUAUCCCUCAACUAAAAGAACUCUAUGUGCAAGCAUACUCAACCGGAAGAGCGGACUCGGGCGACGAAGAAGACGAUGACCCCAGUAGCAACGAAGUCGUAUAUCCUAUCCACCCCCGCCUUCAAGUCCUAAGCCUUUCCGAUGUCUAUCAAGACACACCAAAACACAUUGACCUAACCCAAUUCGACCGCGCAUUUCCCGUACUUUCCCACCUUGCGCUCACCUGGAGCCGCAUGCAAGACAUCCGCGAGGGGCUGAGCGGAGCCCUUGAACGCAGAACUCGGCCGAUGCAAUCUCUCGCAAUAUGCUACGGCAUGUAUCCUCCCAGCCUUACGCAGGAGAGCGCGCUUCUCCGCCUCGGUGAGCAAUAUAAUAUCGAGUCGGUAGAAUACGUGCCAAGGUGGCACAACUGGAGUGUCUAUGCGGAUACGAUGGAGAAAUGGUACUCUCCCCAUGUGGCUCGACACCCAGGUCUACGUUGA